AAAUUCUAAUGAGAAAAAUCAACGAAGUUGAGAGGAAAGGUCCUGGAAGUGCACCACUUCCCAUCCUUUCUAAUUUUCCAUUCCAUUUUAAUUCCCCCCCUUUAAAUAUAUUACCAUCUCAAUUCCCCAACACCAAAAAAGAGAAUUUAAAAUGAUUCAACAAUGCCAAAGAACAACUUGAAAUAUCAUGCGGCGGCGCCAAUGGCUAGAUCCUCCAACCACGGCCGCUGUAGAGCCGGCGUUGGCGUCGUCGGCGGCGGCAACGGCAGCUCUCAUUGUCGGAAACACCCAAAGCACAAACAAUCACCUGGGGUUUGCUCUGUUUGUCUAAGAGAGAAGCUCUGUAAUUUGACCAUUACUAGAACACCCUCUUCCUCUUCCUCUUCGAAAAUAUUACCUUCUUUUUCAUCUUCUUCCUUAUCAUCUUUAUCCUCUUAUUACUCCUCUUCCUCUCCUUCCUCUUCUUCUUCACCCUAUUCUUCAACAAAAAAACCUUCAGUUUCUUCCAUGUCCAGCUUGUUAUUCAAGAGAAGAUGGUCAUCCUCGUCGUCCUCAUCAACAACAGCAACAACAAACACUAAUUUCUUUACAGCCGCUGAUGCUCAUCAUCAUCGUAUAAACAACAAAUCCCAUCAUGGGUUUUGGUCUAAAUUGAUGAUGAAUCGAAGAGGAAAAGAAAUUAUUGUUGAACAAAUUACUUUGAGGUGUUCUUCAACUUCUACAACAACAGAUCAUCAAACAAUUACUACUCCUACCUAGCUAUUGGAAAAAUACAAUUAUGUAAUUAUUGUUUUUCUCAUUUUUUUUAGACAGAUCUAAGUUAGAUCUUGUUGUAACUUGAAUGAGAUUAAGAGGAAAAAAAAACUAUAUGAAAUAGCAAGGUAAAAUUAGGCUAAAUGGAAACUGUUACUUUUCAUUUCAUAACUUUUAUGAAUUUUGAGAUCUAAAGACUAAUUAUUCCAAAUAAAAAUAUGUCCCAUACUCGUUUGGUGUUUUGCUUUUGUUCA
This is a messenger RNA of Cucumis sativus (cucumber), 1007 nucleotides long. RefSeq lists its product as uncharacterized. Lineage: Eukaryota; Viridiplantae; Streptophyta; Magnoliopsida; Cucurbitales; Cucurbitaceae. The record is from RefSeq and is a predicted model, not a curated record. The transcript has a single exon. The coding region runs from base 163 to 759 and encodes 198 amino acids.